UUCUUCUAAAUCUGUAACAAAUCCCCAGAAAAACCGGCGUAUAUACCUGAAUUCGAAACUAACCAAACGACAGCCCUCAUUGUCGUUAAACUUCGUCUCUGCCUCUGUCUCUAUCUCUCUCCUCUCAUCUGCUAACUUACUGACAGCCUUAAAACAGAGACCAGAUACAGCUUUAACAUUUAAAAAAAAAAGAGAACUUUCCUUUUUUGAAUGUUCAAAAAGCUUCUUCAGUGCUCUGUCCUCUUUUGGAAAAAUUUUGAUUUCAAUUAACACCUCUUUUUCUUUACAGGUGGAAAAAGUUUGAAGCUUUGAAUGACUGAAGUGGGUCUAUUCUAUCCCUCUCAAAGCUUUUGUUUUUGGAUGUCAAAUUGUAUUUGACAAUGUAACUGUCGGUGCUUUACUAGUUACUACUUACUCUUAACGUUUGCUAUGGUAUUAAUCAUCAAUUUCAAUGCUUUUAUUUGUAUAUUACUGAAACUGGGAAACUGGGUGUUUUCAAUUUGAUCUGGGUUUUUUUCUCUUUGUGCUCUGCAAGAUUUUUCUUUACUUGGGAGAUUUUGGCUUUUUUUUACAAGUUUCCGGUGGAUAUGCGAGCAGGGAUUCAAAAAAGUUACUUCUAAUUUGAGUCAAAGUAGAAGGGAGAUUCUUUUUCCUCUUUCUUCUUGGUUUGCUCGAAAAAGAUAUGACAAGGGGAAGGGCUGAUGUGAAUCCAAAGAAACGGUUAGUCACUUGGAUAGUAGUUUUGGUUAUCUGUUGUGGUUGCUUCUAUGCAUAUACUCGGAACAAUGGUUCAUCUGCACUUGAGUAUGGAAGUAAAUCUUUGAGGAAACUUGGUUCUUCUUACUGGCGUGGGGAUGAAGAAACUGCUGAUUCUUCUGAUAAACAUCUUGAAGAUGGAGAUGAUGGUGUUAUAGUAAAGAGUUUCCCUGUUUGUGACGAUCGACAUUCCGAGCUAAUUCCUUGCCUAGACAGGAAUCUUAUAUACCAAACAAGAUUGAAGUUGGAUUUAUCUGUGAUGGAACACUAUGAAAGACAUUGCCCACUGCCUGAAAGACGCUACAAUUGUUUGAUUCCUCCUCCACCUGGAUACAAGACCCCUAUCAAGUGGCCCAAAAGCAGGGAUGAGGUAUGGAAAGCAAAUAUACCACAUACCCACCUUGCAACAGAAAAAUCUGAUCAGAAUUGGAUGGUUGUCAAAGGUGACAAGAUUGUAUUUCCUGGAGGAGGAACUCACUUCCAUUAUGGGGCAGAUAAGUAUAUUGCUUCAAUGGCAAAUAUGCUAAAGUUUCCAGACAACAUUUUAAACAAUGAAGGAAACCUCCGAACAGUUUUUGAUGUGGGUUGUGGAGUUGCUAGUUUUGGAGGAUACUUGCUUUCUUCUGAUAUCAUUGCAAUGUCUUUAGCCCCAAAUGACGUUCAUCAAAACCAGAUCCAGUUUGCUCUGGAGAGAGGAAUUCCUGCAUAUCUCGGUGUUUUAGGGACAAAGAGACUUCCUUACCCUAGUAGAUCAUUUGAACUUGCACAUUGUUCUCGAUGCAGGAUUGAUUGGCUUCAAAGGAAUGGAAUUCUUCUUUUGGAGCUGGACCGAGUACUCAGGCCAGGAGGUUAUUUUGCCUAUUCAUCUCCUGAAGCAUAUGCCCAGGAUGAAGAAGAUCUGAGAAUUUGGAGAGCAAUGAGUGCCCUCGUGGAGCGAAUGUGUUGGAAGAUAGCUUCUAAAAGGAAUCAAACUGUUAUUUGGGUCAAACCCCUGACAAAUGACUGUUACAUGCAAAGAGAGCCUGGUUCUCAUCCUCCCAUGUGCAAAUCUGAUGAUGAUCCAGAUGCAGUGUGGGAUGUUCCAAUGGAAGCUUGUAUCACUCCUUACUCCAGUCAAAUCCAGAGAGCACAAGGGAGUGGGUUGGCUCCUUGGCCUGCUCGUUUGACUACUCCACCUCCUCGUCUUGCUGAUUUGGGCUACUCUGAUGAAAUGUUUGUAAAGGACACGGAACUUUGGCAGCGAAGAGUUGAAAAUUAUUGGAAUCUUUUGGGUCCACAUAUUGAGUCUGAUACAGUGAGAAAUGUAAUGGACAUGAAGGCAAACCUGGGUUCAUUUGCAGCUGCUGUAAAUGACAAAGAUGUUUGGGUUAUGAAUGUGGUGCCAGAAGAUGGGCCCAACACUCUUAAGAUAGUAUAUGACAGAGGCCUGAUAGGAACCGUCCAUAACUGGUGUGAAAGCUUCUCAACUUAUCCAAGAACUUAUGAUCUCCUUCAUGCUUGGACCGUCUUCUCUGAUAUUGAAAAGAAAGAGUGUAGCAUCGUGGAUUUAUUAAUAGAAAUGGACCGUAUAUUGAGGCCAAAAGGUUUCAUAAUUGUUCAUGAUAACCGAACAGUAGUGGAGUUGAUAAAGAAAUACUUAGGAGCAUUACACUGGGAAUCAGUGGCGACAGCAGACUCUCAGUCGGACUCAGAGCAAGAUGAGGAUGAUGCAGUGUUCAUAAUUCAAAAGAAAACGUGGCUUACAAGUGAAAGCCUCAAGGAAUCGGAAUAAAUAAGUAAGACGACUGCAAAGUUCCAAUCCAGGAAAUGGCGAUGCUGAUUUCUACAAUUGUAUGCUCUUUCAUUUAUCUUCUAUCUUCACUCUAUAACAUAAUAGGCACAUAUCCAGAAUGUUGACCCUAUGUUCAUUUCACCUUUUUU
Durio zibethinus is the source of this 2676-nucleotide messenger RNA. The record is from RefSeq and is a predicted model, not a curated record. NCBI's taxonomy places the organism in Eukaryota, Viridiplantae, Streptophyta, Magnoliopsida, Malvales, Malvaceae.